UAACAAAACAAACCCUAGAAGAUAAAAAACUUUCACGGCCGACAUAUCUUAUUCGAUUCCGAGUCGCAUUGGCUUCCGGUUCUGCUGCUUUUUUCCUGUUACUUUUGUUUUAACAACAUUUGCAAACAAUGAGUGGUCGAUUUUCUCGGUCCAUCUACGUUGGCAACUUGCCCGGCGACAUUAGGGAGUCUGAGAUUGAAGAUCUCUUUUACAAGUAUGGCCGCAUAGUUGAUAUUGAAUUGAAGGUUCCACCUCGUCCUCCAUGCUAUUGCUUUGUUGAGUUUGAGCAUGCUCGGGACGCGGAAGACGCAGUCGAUGGCCGUGAUGGCUACAACUUUGACGGCUCUCGCUUGAGGGUUGAGCUUGCCCAUGGUGGUCGAGGGCAGUCUUCUGGUGAUCGUCGUGGUGGAUACCGUGGUGGAGGUGGUGGCUAUGGUGGUGGAGGUGGUGGUGGAUCUGCCCGGUUCGGCGUCUCACGACACUCUGAGUUCCGAGUUAUUGUCCGUGGACUUCCGUCAUCUGCUUCAUGGCAAGAUUUGAAGGAUCAUAUGCGGAAAGCUGGUGAUGUGUGCUUUGCUGAGGUCACUCGUGACAGUGAUGGAACUUAUGGUGUCGUUGACUACACCAAUUAUGAUGACAUGAAGUAUGCUAUAAGGAAGCUUGAUGAUACAGAGUUCAGAAACCCCUGGGCUAGAGGCUAUAUCAGG
Raphanus sativus (radish) is the source of this 707-nucleotide messenger RNA. RefSeq names its product serine/arginine-rich splicing factor SR34A-like. Gene Ontology annotation, molecular function: mRNA binding. The record is from RefSeq and is a predicted model, not a curated record. Lineage: Eukaryota; Viridiplantae; Streptophyta; Magnoliopsida; Brassicales; Brassicaceae. Gene Ontology annotation, cellular component: cytoplasm; ribonucleoprotein complex; nucleus.